AUGGGCCGCCGCCGCCUGCCGCUCUGGCUGUGUGCCGUCGCCGCGCUGCUCUCCGGGGCCCAGGCCAAGGGCGCCCCGCUCCUCGCGCGGCCCGCGCCGCCCGGGGCCGCCCGGUUCAGCCUCUACACGCCGGGAUGGCGCCCGCGCCCGCGCCCGCACAAGGCCCUCUGCGCCUACGUGGUACACAGGAAUGUGACCUGCAUUCUACAGGAGGGAGCUGAGAGCUAUGUAAAGGCUGAGUACCGGCAAUGUGGAUGGGGGCCCAAGUGCCCUGGGACUGUCACGUACCGCACAGUGCUCAGGCCCAAGUACAAGGUCGGCUACAAGACAGUAUCAGACCUCGCAUGGCGUUGCUGCCCCGGCCUCACUGGAGAAGGCUGCCCGGAACACCUCCCGGGUCACGGGGCCGCUCCAUCACAGCCAGAGCCCCCCAUUCCUUCUGGGGAGCUGGGCCCUGGCCCCAGACUCCCUCCUCCUGGCAGAGUGGCUCCUAGCCUCCACGGAUGGAAAGGCCCUGGGUUGUUUGCUGAGCGGCUCGAACGUCUGGAGGUGGAUGUUCAGCGCCUGACACAAGCAUAUGGGACCCUCAGUGGCCUGGUGGCUAGUCAUGAGGACCCCACUAGGAUGAAUGGUGACUCCAGGGCUCCUGCUGCUCCCAUGGGCUUUGGGGUCAUCCCUGAAGGCUUUGUCGGCCCCGGAGAUGGAGCUGGCAGGCUGACACCAUCCCUGAAUGAGCUAUUGAACAAGGUGACAGAGGUGAGUGACACGCUCCGGACAAAGGCACUGCUGUUGGAUGAGGUGCGAGGGAUGGCCCUUGGCCACGAGGCCCACCUGCAGCGGCUGCAGGCUGCAGCCCCAUCGCCGCUCACCUCCCUGACCCUGUUGGAUGAGUAUGUGGACCAGCGACUGCACAGGCUCUGGGGCAGCCUGCUGGAUGGCUUCGAGCAGAAGCUGCAGGAUGUCCAGAGCGAGUGCGGCCUGCGGGUGCAGGAGGUGCAGCGCCGGUGUGAGGAGGGCCAGGCGGCCAGCCAGAAGUUGCACCAGAGCCUGGAUGGCCGUGAGCUGGCCCUGCGCCGAGAGCUCUCGCAGCUGGGCACCCGACUGCAGGGCCUGAGCGUGGUAGGUGGGGGCACCUGCUGUAGUGAGUUGGCAUUGAUUGGGGCUCGUGUGGACAGCCUGGAGCGGCAUCUACAAGUGGUCCCCGAAGCACCAAGAGGCCACGGCACCCCCAUUCGAGAGGAGCUCACGAGGCUGUCCACUGCCAUGCUUGAUGGGGGUGUGGACGGGCUGCUGGAGGAUCUGGAGGCGCUCAAUGGGACAGAGCAGGGCAUGAGGCGCUGCUGUGCAGGGGUGGAAGAGGAGGCGUGGGGUACAGGAGGCUUUAGGACCCUGCUGGAAGGUCGGGUACAGAGUCUGGAGGAGCGCCUGGUGACCCUGGCCGGGGAGCUCAAUGGGGACGGUGCCCUGCCAGGCAGAGUAGCACAACCACCCAUGCAAACAGAGCUGGCAGUGCUGGAGCAGCGGCUGAUGUCAUUGGAAACCUCAUGCACCCCCAGUGCCACCUCUGCUGUCCUGGACACUCUGGCAGCUGAGGUGAAGGCCUGGCAGAGCCAGAGCGAGGCCCUGCUCCGCCAGGUGACCAGCCACACAGCCCUACUGCAGCAGCUCCGUGGCACUGUGGCCGAGGUCCAGGGGCAGCUGGCGGAAGCAGCGGGUAGCUCCCUGCAGGGCGAGGUCACCCUGCUCAAGGUGAACCUUAACUCAGUGACCAGGUCACUUUCAGGUCUCAGCGACUCCGUCAGUCAGUACACAGAUGCUUUCCUGGCUGCUAACUCGUCCCUGGAUGAGCGGGAACGCAGGGUAGAGGCUGAGGUCCACGCCAUCCAGGAGCAGCUCAGCGGCCAGGGAUCUCGGCUCCAUGCUGGCCAUAGGCAGGUCCUCAAUCUGCAGGGCGAACUGGAGCAGCUCAAGGCUGGAGUGGCCGAUGUGGCUGGUGGGCUAAGUCGUUGCAGAGACACGGCCCAGGAACUGCAGCACGCGGUGGGCCACUUUGACCAGAGGGUGGCCCAAGUGGAAAGUGUGUGUGGGAGACUUGGCCUGCUGGGUUCUGGCCUGGACAGCUCACCCAGUGAGACACCCAGUGGGCCCCGUGAGGGCCUGUGGGCCCACCUAGAUCAACUGAACCGCACACUGGCCCAGCACGCCCAGGACAUCGCCCGCCUCCGGGACGACUUGCUAAACUGCCAGGCACAGCUAGCUGAGCAGGAGCGGCCCGGGAGAACCAACUAGGUGGGCUGGGCGGAAUCUCACCUCCAGACCCCACCAAACAUGGGGACAGCACCUAGAGCCCAGACUGUGCCUCCCUGCUGCCAAAAUCCCCACCUGUGCCUUCUUAACAUGCUGAUCAAGGACAGCAGGUGGGCCUCAUGUGGCCCACUCACA
Messenger RNA from Suncus etruscus (white-toothed pygmy shrew), 2442 nucleotides. RefSeq names its product elastin microfibril interfacer 3 (gene EMILIN3). Gene Ontology annotation, cellular component: extracellular matrix. The record is from RefSeq and is a predicted model, not a curated record. NCBI's taxonomy places the organism in Eukaryota, Metazoa, Chordata, Mammalia, Eulipotyphla, Soricidae. The transcript is spliced from 4 exons. The coding region runs from base 1 to 2289 and encodes 762 amino acids. Gene Ontology annotation, molecular function: protein binding.